UAUUGAAGUUUUAAAACGUGUUGCCCAUUGCUAGAUAAUUUAAAUGAACACUAAGUUAAUUUUUAGUGUAAAUAAAUAAAAUUCUUAAGCCAAUUCCAAUUAUCAACUGUUAUAAGCCAUGGGCGUAAGGGGCCUUACUACGUAUAUAAACUCAAACUCUAAUCUCUUUCUAAAAGACUAUUAUUUGCACAACACAAAUUUAGUGAUUGAUGGACAUAGUUUGUGUGCACAGAUGUAUAGGUCUUUGAAUUGUUUUUCAGCAUUCGGCGGAGAUUACGACAAAUAUGCUGCCCAUAUAAGACUCUUUUUCAAACAUUUAAAAAAGUGUAAUGUAAUAUCAUAUGUAAUUUUUGAUGGCUGUUAUGAAAGUAGAAAGCUUAGAACAGCACACAGCCGGUUGCGCUCAAAAAUAAAAGGAGCUUCGCUAUUGGACCCAGUCACCCAAGGAAGCCUUAACAUUUUCCCCCUUUUGCUCAGAGAUGUAUUUCUUGAGAUUUUGAUUGAAAUGAAUAUAAUGUAUACUGUGUGUGAAUUUGAAGCGGAUGACGAACUUGCUGCCUUAGCGAGAUAUUUGAACUGUCCUGUGCUAAGCUUUGAUUCUGAUUUCUUUAUUUACAAUGUGCAAUAUAUUCCAUUUAAUAAAUUGCAGAUUAAACCAGUACAAAUUAAAGAUAAUGACAAUAAAAUUCAUGUGAUUGAGUGCAAAAUUUAUAAAGUUCAGUACUUCACUAAGCAUUUUGGUAUAAACGAAGACCUUUUACCGCUGCUAGCAACACUUUUGGGAAAUGAUUUUGUAGAAAAGAAAAUGUUUUCCAAAUUUUUUUCACAGAUGAAAUUACCUAAACGUAAAACACAGAAGAAUGAACAGCAGCGUUGUAUUCACGGCUUGAUAAAUUGGUUACAAAAUGAGAAUUUAGAAUCUGCAAUUGCCAAAAUAAUUGGAAGGGUGAGAAUAAAUAAAAAAGACCAAGUAUUUGAAACAAUUAAAAAAAGUGUAAGUGGCUACAAUAGAAAAGGCUGCCGUUCAUUAAAAUAUUUUAAUCUUACCAAUGAUCUAGGUGAUGAAGAAUUGGAGAUACAAAUGCCAUUAACAGGAGAUGAUAAUGAUGAACAUGACAGUUCUGAUGUUAGUGAAUCUUCAAGUGAUGAAGAAGACAUGAAAGAAGUUUAUAAUAUAGCUGAGCUUAUUGAAAGUAGUAAAUGUCCCCACUGGUUUGCAGAUUCCAUCAGAAAUAAUUAUAUUCCGCAAAUUUAUUUGAAUCUUGUUGCACAUCAUUUAUUUUUUUGUAAUCCUCAGGCUGAAGAUUAUACUCAAGAAGAUUCAUUUAUUUGUACAUUACCAAUAUUAAGAUAUUCUUUUGAUAUGUUAACAGAUUUUGCCGAAGAGAAUUUUAUAUAUGUCAGUAGGGCAACAGAUGGCAAUUAUAAAAGAAUUUAUGUAGAUCAAAGCUUUUCGGUGCCACGGCCCCUUGAAGUAUCCUUUUGUGAUUUAAGUAAAGAACAGAAGCAUUUAUAUUUCAUACACUUUUUUAAGGAGAAAAUGAUGUUUGAUCCUAGUUUGCUAGAACUAUUGCCAUCCAACUUCCAAAUCAUUGCUCUUUCUAUUUUAUGGUGGAUCUCAAAAUGUGAUGUUACAAUGGCACAUUUAAGUUCAUUGUUAUUAUGUUACACAUAUUUAGAAGCAAUUGAUGAGAAAGUUGGUUGUGUGAGAGGACAUUUAAACUUCAAUAACAAAUAUUCUGCAAAAUUGCAAGAACUGAAAAAGAAACCUCACGACAAAAUAGAUGAUAACGACUUACAGUUAAAUAAAAACAAAGUGCAAUAUGAAGACUGUCUUAUAGCAGCAAGUGUACUUCUAAAAUAUUUCGAAUUAGAUGACAGUAUAAGAAAAAGACCUAAGAGUUAUGAUGUAAGGAGGAUGCAUAUAUUUGCCCAGUACCAGUGUUGCCUGUGUCAAAUAAACUCAUUGAAUAUUUUAUGUGGCCGUCCCUAUGAAAGUACAAGAUAUUCUAAAUGUUACAACGGUACAUUCAUUUACAAUGUUGCCAUGAAACUAGAAUAUGAAGGUGAUCCAACAAUAUUUUGCGCAAAGUAUUUAUCAGGAGCUACCAGUGUAAUUAUGUUUUAUAAAAGCUUAAAUACUAUUUUGAACCGAAUGAUGGAGGGAAUGAACUUGCAGGUGAAAGAGGUGACAAAAGAAAAAAGAAAAAGAACAAGGAACAAAAAGAAGAUUGAAGAUGAUGAUCUUUCAUUUCUUGUAAAGGGUUUUGAAUCUGAUGUUAAAAUUUUAUAAAUAAAUAUUUUUUA
This is a messenger RNA of Leptidea sinapis, 2307 nucleotides long. RefSeq names its product protein asteroid (gene ast). Lineage: Eukaryota; Metazoa; Arthropoda; Insecta; Lepidoptera; Pieridae. Bases 119 to 2293 code for a protein of 724 amino acids. The record is from RefSeq and is a predicted model, not a curated record. The transcript has a single exon.